AUGGGCUUCCAAAAUUUUAGAGGUAGAGGUGGUUCACGUGGCUCGCAAGGUGGUUUUCGAAGGGGCUCAAGGGGCGGUUUCUCUGAUAAAUUCCAAAGUGGCCCUCCUGAAGAAGUUGUUGAAGUUGGGGUUUUCGCUCACCCAUGUCAAGAAGAUAUUGUCUGUAAAAUCACAUCGGAAAAAAUACCUUACUCAAACGCUUCUGUUUAUUUGGCAAACAAAGAGGAAGUGGGCAAAGUAGACGAAGUUUUUGGCCCCAUUAAAGAUGCAUACUUUUCAAUCAAACUCUCAGACACUCUCAAAAGUAAAUCUUUUCAAGAAGGGGUCAAGUUCUUUAUGGAUCCUGCUAAGUUUCUGACACUUGACCGCGUAUUGAACCCCAAUACUAAUAGAGGAAGAAGAGGUGGACGUGGUGAUCAGAGAGGUGGUCGAGGUGGAAAUGAUUUUCCACGUGGUCGCGGAAGAGGAGAUUUCCGGGGUGCUCGUGGUGAUUUUCGGGGAGGACGCGGUGGCCUCCGUGGACGGUGGAGCGAUGGGGCUGGUCGGGGCAACCGCGGUGGGUUUCGUGGUGGGAGAGAAUUAAAUGGCCAGCGUGGUGAACGUCACUCUUUCGGAGGUAAACGAGGUGCAAGUUCUGUCUCUAAUACACCACAAAGCAAAAAAUUCAAAUCAGAAGACUAA
Schistosoma turkestanicum is the source of this 681-nucleotide messenger RNA. The record is from the annotation of a GenBank genome assembly. NCBI's taxonomy places the organism in Eukaryota, Metazoa, Platyhelminthes, Trematoda, Strigeidida, Schistosomatidae.